AUAGAACACAUCCAGUUACAGUGAUCAGCAGAGCUGCUGUUGUUCUUCUAUAACAUAACCAAGCAAACUAACAGGCAGGAUCCAUCUGAUCACUACAAUGAAGCUAAUAUUCCUUCUAAAUCUCCUCUGGGUCCUCUGCAGCACAGCUCGAGCCUUGCAAUGUGUGACCUGCACAGAUAAGACAUGUGCCAGCACAGUUCCAUUAACAUGUGGUUCGGAGACUAUGUGUAUAACGGCUAGAAUCCUAGGAACUCAGUCUGGAGCAACAGCAACACAAAUCUACAAAGCCUGUGCAUCAUCUUCUCUGUGUCCGGCCACAGGCAGUUCAAGUUUUUCUGUCAACAUGGGUCUCCAAAGUGCAGUUGCAGAUGCUGUUUGCUGUAACACAGACAACUGCAACUCACAAACCCUGUCGAUUCCCCCUACUCGGACACCAAACUCCCUUCAGUGUAUUGUCUGUGACCCUACCACUUUUCAGUGCAACACUCCAAUAACGUGCAAGGGAGAGGAAAACAAUUGCUUCACAGCCUUUGUGACUGAUGGAACAAAGAGAUUUCCAGCAAUGGGCUGUGUAAGUCCAAAUGCAUGUGCAGCUGCUUCAAAUCUGGGUGGUUUGCCUUUCAUGCAUAAUUUUAGGAUAGUGCGUGGACCAGAAUGCUGUACAACAAGUUUGUGCAAUGUUCCAACGACAGCACCCCAAACCACACCUACAGCACAAUCCACCACAACUGCAGAAAUAGCAGGAGGACUGCAGUGCUUAACCUGUACUGAUGAGGCUUGUUUAAGCACUGUUUCAGUGACAUGUUGCUCAGAGAUUAUGUGCAUCACAGCCGUCAUGCUAGCAACUUCAUCUGGAGCAACAAAUCAACAAAUUUACAAAGGCUGUGCUUCAUCGUCUCUGUGUCCCAGGACAGGCAGUCACACCUAUUCCAUCAACUUGGGUUUCCAAAGUGCUAUUGCAUCUGCUGAAUGCUGCAACACCGACAACUGCAACUCACAAACUUUGUCCUGCGGGUCUAAUCACAGAAUUUUUUAAAAGAACGAUUCUAAUACUCCCUUCUUUUUAGUCGACUUUUUUGGGGGAGGGCAGGUGUUUUAUUCUUUGUUCUUAGUUCCACAUUCCAUAUUAAGGAGAACUGCUCUCCUGAGACUUACAGGUAUUUAGUUAUUUACACUAAAGCUUAACUAUAGGCAGUCUAUAAGUCAACUAUAGUACACAAAAAAGUAGUUACCUUAGCCUGUUUUGAGGAUACAAUGAUUUAUUUGCAGUAAUUCUGGAAAUGUCUCUCUUUUUGUUUGCAUCUCUCCAGGAAGAGGUUUGUGACAUGUGUCUUCAGUUUUGUACCAAAAAUGUUGACCUAGUUCAUCACAUUUUUUGUUUUUAGGCUGUUGGCUCUGUGCUUCCCCACAAACAGGCUGCUCCUGCAGUGUGUGAAGAGUUUUCACACAUUUACUUUUUGUCCAAACAUGAUCCUGUGUCAGACAUACUCUGUAUUUUUUCCCCAUAAUGUUAACUCAAUAUAAAAUAUGUGGAUUUUAUAAGUUCUUUACGAUGUUCAAAUAUGUUUAAUUAAACAUUUGGUUUAUCAUUUGAUUGAUGUAACUUUAGAGGGGUUUAAAGUCAUAUUAAAGGU
Molecule: messenger RNA, 1634 nt
Organism: Cyprinodon variegatus (sheepshead minnow)
Lineage: Eukaryota; Metazoa; Chordata; Actinopteri; Cyprinodontiformes; Cyprinodontidae
Product: phospholipase A2 inhibitor subunit gamma B-like
Exons: 7
Coding region: 98-1036 (312 amino acids)
Source: RefSeq, a predicted model, not a curated record